Messenger RNA from Penicillium chermesinum, 1653 nucleotides. RefSeq lists its product as uncharacterized. The transcript has 8 exons. Gene Ontology annotation, molecular function: basic amino acid transmembrane transporter activity. Lineage: Eukaryota; Fungi; Ascomycota; Eurotiomycetes; Eurotiales; Aspergillaceae. The coding region runs from base 1 to 1653 and encodes 550 amino acids. Gene Ontology annotation, biological process: transmembrane transport; basic amino acid transport. The record is from RefSeq and is a predicted model, not a curated record. Gene Ontology annotation, cellular component: fungal-type vacuole membrane.
AUGGCGUCUACAACGAAGUACGGUACAGGCAAUGGCACCGAUCCAUCCGAAACCGAGCCAGUCGACGCCAUAUCUCAUCAGUCCAGCGCGGACGAGGAGAGCCCAUUAAUUCCAAACAACGGCAGUCUGGAUACGAAGCCCGCUCAAGCUAUCCCUUUGACUGGAGUGUGGACUAUUAUUGCGGUGCUGUUGCUGGGCGAAUUUAUUUCCAAUGCCGAUGCAACUCUCGUCAUCGCUGCAGCAGGCCGGAUCUCUUCCCAGUUUAACCGUUUGCGUGAUGCUAGUUGGUUGUCCACUGGGUAUACGUUAGGCGUCUGCGCGGCGCAGCCCAUGUACGGGAAGCUAGCGGACAUUUUUGGACGCAAACCCAUGCUCCUAAUCGCAUACUUCUUCUUUGCGGUGGGGUGUAUAAUAUGUGGCCUUGGAUCGCAAAUGUGGGUUGUCAUUCUGGGUCGCGCGAUCAGCGGGAUAGGUGGCGCAGGAACCAUGACCAUUAGCUCGGUGAUCAUCACAGAUAUCGUACCCAAGCGUGAAGUCGCAGCUUGGAGAGCGUAUGUGAAUAUUGCGAUGACCCUGGGUCGCAGCGUCGGAGGGCCCUUGGGUGGCUUCUUGAUUGACACGAUCGGGUGGCGCUGGCUAUUUCUUCUGCAAGCUCCUGUUGUGGCACUCGCGGCCUUCCUGGUUGUCUUGCUACUCAAGGUGGAGCAACACAGACCACCUACCACUCUAAAAGACGUCCGGACCCAGCUCCAGCGGGUCGACUUCCUGGGUACAGCCCUUCUCGGAGGCGGGAUCAUUGCUCUCACUGGCUUAGCAGACCAGGGUGGGAAAGCCUUCCGCUGGGCAUCAUGGGUUACUCUGGCUCUGGGAGGCGCCGGGCUCCUGUUGAUCGCAGGGUUCGUUUUUGUCGAGUCGUAUAUUGCGCCAGAGCCAAUCUUCAACCUUCGAAUCCUCCGACGGUCGAAUGUCGCAAUCAGCUACCUGCUCAGCACCUGUCAGGUGACUGCUCAGCUGGGGAUCAUGUUCUCGAUUCCGUUGUAUUUCCAAGUGACGCAAAGAGCUUCGACCACUGCGGCUGGCGUGCACCUGGUACCUGCCGUCGCGGGAAACGCGAUCGGAGGUUUGAUUGCAGGCCUUUUUAUCCGAAAGACAGGAUCUUAUCGGACCCUAUUAGUGCUGGCUGGACUCAUCGCGUCCGUGACAUAUGUGCUACUCUAUUUCCGCUGGAAUGGCCAUACUGGAUUCUGGGAAUCGCUCUAUAUCAUUCCUGGUGGCAUGGGGACGGGCAUGGCGUCGGCAUCGGCUUUCAUCGCUAUGACUGCCGCUUUAGCGCCUGGGGAGGUGGCUAUGGCGACUGCAGGCUAUAUGUUGCUCCUCAGCUUUGCCAUGACCGCGGGUGUCACCUCUUCCAAUGCCGUCCUGGGACUUGAGUUUCAGAGGCAAUUGCGAGAGAAUCUCCAUGGUCCAGGGAGUGAGACGAUCAUUCAACGCGCUACAGCGGAUACCAACUAUAUCGCCCACCUGGAGGGCCGCCUUAGAGAGAUCGUUGUCAGCUGUUAUCUUUCUGGAUUAAAACAUACCUACUUGGUGUCUUUGGGCUGCUCGUUGGCUGCCGCCUUCUUCGGCCUUUUUAUUAGACACCAUCAACUAUAG